Molecule: messenger RNA, 1170 nt
Organism: Gekko japonicus
Lineage: Eukaryota; Metazoa; Chordata; Lepidosauria; Squamata; Gekkonidae
Product: pinopsin-like
Exons: 4
Coding region: 1-1170 (389 amino acids)
Biological process (GO): visual perception; G protein-coupled receptor signaling pathway
Cellular component (GO): membrane; photoreceptor outer segment
Molecular function (GO): G protein-coupled receptor activity
Source: RefSeq, a predicted model, not a curated record
AUGUUCAGUCCCAGUUGCAGCAGUGCUAACAGUAUCUGGUGUAGCAGCAGCAGUAGUGCUCACCGAUGUGGGCAAGAGCAUGCUCUGAGUCCCACCGGCCACCUAAUCGCAGCUGUCUGCCUUGGGAUCAUUGGGACUUUGGGCUUCCUGAACAAUCUUCUAGUCCUGAUACUUUUCUGCUGGAAUAAAGUGCUGCGUUCUCCCAUUAACUGGCUACUGAUAAACAUUUCAGUGAGUGACCUGAUGGUGUGCAUUCUGGGCACCCCUUUCAGCUUUGCAGCCAGCACACAGGGGAAAUGGCUCAUUGGGCCAGCUGGCUGUGUGUGGUAUGGCUUUGUCAAUUCCUUGUUUGGUACAGUGUCACUUAUUUCUUUGGCUGUGCUUUCAUAUGAACGAUAUUGUACAAUGAUGAGAACAACCGAAGCAGAUGCCACCAACUACAAAAAAGUAUGGAUAGGGAUCUUUGUGUCCUGGGUGUACUCUUUAAUCUGGACUUUACCACCUCUGUUUGGAUGGAGCAGCUAUGGACCAGAAGGACCAGGCACAACGUGUUCAGUAAACUGGCAUUCAAGGGAUGCCAACAACGUGUCUUACAUCAUUUGCCUCUUCCUCUUCUGCCUUGUCAUUCCCUUUUCCGUUAUUGUUUACUGCUAUGGAAAGCUUCUGUGUGUCAUGAAGCAGGUCAGUAGAGUAAAGAAAGGGGUGGCACAAACAAGAGAGCAUCGCGUCCUGAUCAUGGUGGUUGUGAUGGUCAUUUGCUUUCUGCUGUGCUGGCUACCUUAUGGGAUUAUGGCACUGAUAGCAACUUUUGGGAAGCCUGGUCUGAUUACUGCAUCUGCCAGUAUCAUCCCUUCCAUCCUCGCAAAGAGCAGCACAGUCUACAAUCCAGUCAUCUACAUAUUCUUAAACAAACAGUUUUACAGGUGCUUUUGUGCUUUCCUAAAAUGCGGCAUGAUGCCAAGAGGCUCCAGCACUAAAUGUUCCUCAAGAUCUACUCGAGUGUGUUGUACCAUCCAGAGAUUACAGGACAACAACUUCACAUUUGUGACUGCUUCUGCAGGUCAGCCUUCCUCGGGGCAUCAAGAAGCAGCCAUUAGCUUACAGAAUCCCAAACCAACUACAGAGCACAGCUCCAAGGCAAAACAAACCAUACUGCUUGUAGCUCACUAA